GGGGGGGGGGAUGUUUCAAAACUUCGGACUAGCUGUUGCUUCAAAUGGCUUCUAGACUGACUUUUUAUUCAAAGUACACUAAAAAAUUAUUCUAGUUUUUGCCUUCAAAAUAUUCAAUUUGAUAUCAAUUAUGAUUAGGGUUGACGGGCAAGUUUCUUACACUUUUUCAUGAGAAAAAACGUAACAUUUCGAAACAAAACUGUGGAACUUAACCAGUGGUGUAAUCAUAGCUUGGGUAUUGAGGGGAUGAAAAUGUUGAAUGGAAAGCGGGAAGUAAAUCCGGGACUCGCUGCAGGCAUACAGAUGCUGUAGGGGAAAUUGUUUGUGACCAGGCCUUUUAGCACGUUUAGCAAGACCCAUUACGUAAAACUUUUUAGUAAAAAACUUAGGGAAAUUUUUACGAACAUGCGGCUUUGGUGAAACAGUUGUUUAAAUAAUGAAACUGUGAACUUUCGAGAAAAAUUAAAUAAAAGCCUUUAUGAUUGAAAACUGUUUCAUAUGCAAAAGCAACUUUUCUAGCAAAUACUGGCUUUUUAUAGAAUUUAUUGAAAAAGGAGACACGGAAGAAGAAGGUAAAGGAACCUCCUUUUCACCAAUCUGCUGGAGGCAUAAUGAAUCUGAGCAGAACUGUUUUACUCUAACGUCUAAGGUUUUUACGAUCUCUGGCUAUGGGCAAUUGUACAAUCUUUGGAGGGCAUGUAUGAAUCUUGCUAGGAAUCAAGGUUGCUCUUUGGUGAAGCUAUGAUCCUAAGUUAGGGUUUUUGGUGCUUAAACUGCUGUUAGAAUAAAAUGGCUUAUUAGAGAGCAGCCUGGUCUUAGUAAAAAAGUUGAGAAGAGUGAAUCCAAGUUAAAAAGAGUGAAAUAUCAUGAUCUCCGAGUACAGUUCUUAUCGGGAAGCAACAGUUGCCGCGCUUGUUUUCUAGUCCCCGUCCUCUCCCAAUAUGAAAUUCAUUGCAACAAAACAAUUAUUACCCUGAGCAUGGGUGCAUAGUACUAAAAAUUUAUCUGUAAAAAAAUUGCCGUUAUUCUCUCAUACAAACUGUUAAUCGAGAGCUUUAGUCAUUUUGAAGAAAGUAAUAAUGGAGAACUGCAACAUUUUCCUUUAUAAUGCUUUUGGCAUGUUUAAAUGUUUGGAAUUUAAUAUUGCUAGGACAUUUGAUAUUUUUAACAUUGGUAAUUUAAUAUUGGUAAUUUAUCGCGAAAGCUGUGUCAGUAAUGCCAUAGAGCUGCACAUCAAUAAAUUAUUAUUAAACGUUUUAACCUUGGGAAACGCCCAUUAUACAAGGAUUAGGCAUAUUGGUCACUGAAGAGUUUGUGUUUUCAAAUAAUGUAUGAAUGUGCUUAGAAGUGACACAUUCAAAAUUAUUUUUAUAAUAUUGUGAAAACAAAGUAGUCAAUUGUAGAAAUAUGUUUUCAGAACUUAAACUGCUUAUGUUUUUUACUGGUGAUAAUCGCUUUACAUUUUAAAUAUAAACAUCGGAAUAAUUUUGUACGAUGGGUGCAUCUUUUAUGCAAAUUGAUGAUAAAAAUAUUCAUCUUAUGCCGUACACCUCAUUUUUACAGGCAUUAUUCAACUGGUCUGUCCCGAUUUGCAACAUUUAUUCCCUAUUUGAUUUUCUGCCAUUUUUAUCCUAAAAUCCUAUUCGUUGGAUCUAAGGGCGUCGUAGAAGGGGGUAGGUCACCCUAGGAUCAUUCUGUACAAAUGUUGUGUGUUUUUCGGAGGAACAACUUAUAUUUGUGGCUUUUUUUUAUAUCAUUUGCUUACAUGAGGUGCAGCUCGGAUUUUGUUUUGCAAGUAGGGGGAACUUUAAACAAAUAUCUACUUUUGGGGAUAAAUGCAAAAGGAAUUUGUCUUACUUUGAAACAUUUGGGUAUAAAGCCAAAAAGAGGAAGAUUAUUCGAGUAUGCACUGUUUACCAUAAUGGGAUUGAUUUACAAAAAUGAGGCAAAAUGAAUAUCAAAUGAGUUACAAAAUACACAAUAUAAUACUAAAAAGCAUUAAAACGAGAUAUUUUAAGUGAUCUUCGAAAUAAUUUUCAACAGAAGCGCACUUACUAAUGGGGAAUCAUGCAAAACUCAUGGUGAAAUCUCAGGGCCUAGUUAGAAACUACCUUUCUUAUUGUGUAUGCUAAAAGAUCCACUGUUUAAAGUUUUGCUUUUGACAAAAUAACCAUUUCCAGGCCUCAAAGCCAGUUUACACGAUGAAAUUUUUAUUUUUGUCUAACUAAGCAUUGAUAAGACCAAUUAUAAUUUAUCCACUAUUUUUCAACAUUAUAUUGUAUCAAUACUUAAGGCCCAAAACAAGGAUUUAAAACAGACAAUGUAGUAAAUAUUUCAUUCGUAAGCAGCUGUUUGCGAUUCAAUAAAGCCUUGUCUGAUUCCUUUGAAAUUUAAUAAGAGUUUCCAACAUAACUGAUAAUUCUCGAGAAUAAAUUAUCGCUUGUUUUACGAUUGCCAGGUAUCUGAAGAAGCCUCAAUUGAGGGUGAAGAGAGAGGAUGGACUCUAGAAAAGAGACUGUUUUUCCUCAGGAAAGAAAGCUAAGGAUUUGACAAAUGUGUAUCAAAUGAUAUUAUAAAAGGUUUUAUAUAGGUGUGAUACUCUUAAUAUGCAUUUGAAUGACCGUCCAUACAUUUGUCAGUCGACACACAGGGCUCAAUAAAUCUCUUACUGUGUGCACGUUCUUUGGUCGUAUAAAAGUUAGGCUUGCCCGGACCCAGCUCAUUUAAAAAAUUUCUGCUUAUUCAUUUUCCCAACCAAUAUACAGAAUGGAUUUUGCACCUUCAUAUUAACGUGAGCAUAUUUUGAUGAGUAAAAUAAACACACAAAAAUACUGCGCCCAAGUGUUUGAGAAAUAUUCUUAAAGACAUGCUAGUAUGAAUACUUGCAUAAUUAUCAUUUAAUCAUCGGUAAGAACUUUAUCUGACCAAUCUGUUUAAAGUACUGAAUCUUUUGAAGGUUAGGCCUUAAGAUUCAGGGCCCAUUCGUGAAUGUUAAGCAAGGAUAGCACAUAUCUAAUUUUAAGGCAAAUAUGUCACUGCACAUUUUGAUGAAAGUAGGUGAUUUUCGUGCAGGACCCUUAAAAAAAUCUUUGUGACCACGUCCUUCAAUUUAGUAGCUACAAUCCUUAACAAAAGUCCUUGGAACACCCUGCGACCAAUGAAAGAUUUUGAAGAAAUAAAGGUUUUUCCGGCUGAAAGAUACAGAAAUAUCCCCCCUCCCUCUAUGAAACAAUGUUGGCUGAAAAGCCUACUACUGACCCUAGCUAAUAAACGGACAUUGGACGAAUUUCAAGCUUUGAAACUGUUGUUAUUCAACAUUGUUUCAAGGGGGAGAGGGGGAUGCUACUGAAGUUAUGCGAAAUUUUAGCUUGGUGUACCAAGACUUUUGGCAAGGAUUGUAGAAGAACAAUCCAUUAAUGAUUCUUGUAUCACGAUUGACAUCUCAUACGAGGCAAUUAAUGAUGUAAGAAGUCGACCGAUUACACUAUUAACAAGUCAUUCAUAAUAUCAACAUUACUGUAACUUCUUCAAUUAAAUAUUGCUGAAGUACAUUUUCUGUUUUUUAUCCUUUUAUUCAUUUUCAAUUUUUCUACACAGCUUCGUUAUUUUCUUCAGUGAGAAAUACGUUUGAAAAUAAUUCUUGUUUGGAAUAAUUCGAGUUCCUCUUCUUCUUCUUGACUGGGAACCCUUUUUCUGUUUAUUCUGUCUUAUCUUGCUAAAUCUAUUUCUAUAGUAUUCGAUAUAUUCCCUGGAUCGGACUCUUUAUAAAUAAUAAGAGAAAAGAAGCAAGUAUUUUAGACUGGUGCGUGGUGCCUGAGCCAGUUACAAUACGAGCAGACCAGUUUUGUAGUUUUUGUAAGUGUUUGAUCUCGGCCAGACAACAACAGCCUCAUGUCGAACAACAGAUGAUAGGAAACAAAACGUUUCUUUCAUCUCUUAUCGUCUUUACUUUCUUUCAUUUCUUAUCGUUAGCGAAGAAAGAUUACCCAAAAAUGUAUUGCUUUUUUCCUUUACAAAAAUUCUUCAUCAAGUGCAAGAUACUAACUUUUUGAAGGCUUUUACUACUGUUACUAGGUUUUUGCCAUCAAAGAACAAGAUACGAACGUCGACAAGACUUUUUUGCCUCCCCCACGUUUUCAGUGUCUGAUGGAUAGGAAUAGCGAGUACACGUUUUCCAUUUAUAAGAUGGUGUAUAAGAAACUAGUACUAGGUUGCCCAAAAAUUUAGGAAUCUUUGGUACUAUGUUCAAGAAAAUUCCAUGUUCAGAAAAAGUGUCCGAAAGUUUUUAUUUUAUCAAUUUUUCUUUGGAAAAUGAUAGCAUACUUCCGAUAUUUUAUUCCUGCAUGGGUUCUUUCGUGGCGAUCUUUGUUUAUUCUCUUCCAAACUGCUCAACUUCAAAAUAAUAAGGGGGUGGGAAUAAGGCAAUUUUAAGUCCCGAAAUAAGUAACCCACUAAGAAUCUUUUAUUACUAUAACGCCAAAAUUUGGAUGCCAAGUUAAGAAACUUUUAGUACUUAGUGCUGAUUCUGGUUUCUUAAAAAAUAAAAAAAGAAUCAUUGAUUUUAUAAGGAAGGGUGAACCCUCCAAACCCGGGUUUAACAUACCUCUACAAAAUGUAUUCUUAUAUUCUUCGGUAGCCUCUUCAAAAAGAUUGGCGAUAUACACAACCACAACCAUUGACAAUCACAUUUGAUCUGUUUUCCCUUUCACUGUUCAUUUCCCAUCAGAUUAUUGAGUUGAGUUUUGACACUCUCUUUCACUCGACUCGAGUUCCGAAAAUUAAACAGAUGUUAAAUAAAGCAUUAAAAUUAAUAAAAGCCUCUGUAUCAUUAUGUUUUUAACAUGUAGCGUUUCACUUUGUAUUCAAAUGUCAAUGUCGAAGUUUCGCAAGCAACUUUGUCGGAACUCGUACACGUCAAUCAGCAAAAUUGAAGCAUCUGGUGGACGUCACGCGCACAACCGGAUAUUGUCAUUGUGUUUGAACUUAUUUGUCUGCGGCGACAUCUGAGAUUUGUUAGGCCAGCCUUUCAUAUCGUGCGACACGACUUGGAUAACCUGCCGAAUAUCGCAUAUUUUCUCUCGCAGCAUUCGUGGCUUUAAACUUGCAAAAAGGAGAUGGAAUUUGAAAAAGAUUUACAGGAAGCUCGCAAGGCCACACCAAAUAGAGCGAGAGUCUGGACAGUUGAAGAAAUAUCCCUUCUUAUCAAAGUCUGGUCGAACAAUGAAGUUCUUUACAACACCAGACAUACAGACUAUUAUAAACGGGAUAAAAGAUCCGUCGCAAUGAACGAGAUUCAUGAAGCACUUGGUAAAAUUCAUUUGGUCGAUAUCAUACGAAAAAUGGAAAACCUACGCAGCUAUUUUGGUCGCGAAAUUAAGAGACUGUACGACAGUGGAGUUCCUGUCGGUGCUACCAAAGGACAGUCGAGAUGGGCCUAUUUUGAUUCGCUAUUGUUUCUGGAAGGACACAUGAACCAGAAAAGAGCGACUCCGAGGUCAGACGAUACGGUUGCGAUAUGCGACGUUGACGGGAAUUAUGAAUCCUACGGCGGGCACGACGAAUGUUCUAUGGAGGGUUUGGAAGGUGAACUUAAAACAGAGUCCCAUCGAGAAUCUGUUGAGGCAGCAGCCAAACAGACGAAAAGGCCUAAAUUAAACGAUAGAAGUAAACAAGAUGUGCCACAGCCGAGACAUCAGUCAUCACAACAAUUCCCAACCAGCCAUUUAAAGGAGACAACGGCUGUAGCAAUGCCUUCAAGAGCGUCACGAGAUUUUAUUGAAAUUGACUCCUGUUUAUCGCCGAAAGAUUCGUCAAGGUUGCGAUCAAUUGGAAUUUCACCCGAGAUUCAUGAAGAUAUGAUUUUUGCAGAGCACAUUGGACGGACACUUAUAAGCAUAACUGACGAACUUUUGAAGGAGGAUUUAAAGUUGCAGAUACAGCAAUGCUUGUGUUCCACAAGACGAAAGCAAAUUGCAAUCCACCAACAAGCACAACAAAAAAGGAUAAAAUCACAGAACAGCAUGCAUAAUUGGCAAAGGUCGGACCAAACUGACCAACCACCAUCUUUUGUUUCUUUCUCUUCGAUAUCGUCUCCUGAAUCGCCAAUCCACACUGUAACACCACAAAUCGACAGGGAAGAGAGAAAUCACAAUUCAAAAGAGUAUUGAUCUGCUUUUUACAGGAAAAAGUUCGUUUACCAUGUGCUUUGUUGGUAUUCUUACAAGGAAAGACAAUUAGAUGGAAAGACAUUUACAAAAACGAUGUGCUCAGAGGUGACCCUGACUUUUUGUAGGCAAAGAUUUUCACUUUCAUUCAAACAAUCCUCUCUUUUUUGGUCACAAUGUUCCAUUCUCCAAUAUCCAAAUUCAGAAAAACUUUAUUUUAUUGUUUCUCCCAUGCUUCUCCAAAAUUUGUUGGAGAAUGGAACAUCUUGGCCCUCCUAGAAUCGGACCACCACAAUACCCCCUGAAUAAACUUCCACCUUUUCAGCUACAUGAAGCAAAUGCCCUCUUGUACCAUUAUGUAGAGGAUAGAGACGGUGCACCCAAGAUGAAGACAUCGUGACAUCAUGAGGAGGCACCUAAGAACGAAAUACAUUAAAUUUGGUGAAAUUGAUAGGGCCACGUAGCUAUAGAUGUCGGCUAGGGUGGCAGGCACCGCGGAGCGUUGAGAAAAGUGGGAG
Rhopilema esculentum is the source of this 6682-nucleotide messenger RNA. RefSeq lists its product as uncharacterized. The record is from RefSeq and is a predicted model, not a curated record. NCBI's taxonomy places the organism in Eukaryota, Metazoa, Cnidaria, Scyphozoa, Rhizostomeae, Rhizostomatidae.